AUGGAAAAACAAAGGAAACAAAACAAACAAGAAGGUGAUGAUCGGAUAUCUGUUUUGCCAGAACCCAUUAUUCACGAAAUCCUCUCUCAUCUUCAUGACACUAAAGCUGCAGCCAGAACUAGUGUUUUGUCCAAGACUUGGCAACGUGCAUGGGCUUCAUUCCCUUGUGUUGUUUUUAACGAAUGGGAUUUCGAUGCGAGAAGCAGUGAAAGCCCCGAUAACUCUCCAGAAGAGAACAGAAGAAUCAGGAUAAAGAAGAAUGCUUUCAUGACUUACAUAGAUAAAACCCUUCGUAGCCGCGACUCAAGUGUGGAGGAAUUCGCUCUUCAGUUAACCCACCAUGACAAGGUGUUGCUGUUGCCUCGUGUUGUUGAAUGGUUAACCAUUGCAACUGAGAGAAAAGUCAAGGCCCUGGGUCUCUUCUUGUCAAUAAUACAUUUUAGUGAUGGAAAUGAAUCUGGAAAACCGAUAUAUUAUAGUUUACCUCAGGUAGUGCUUGAGGCCAAAACAAUAACUGAGCUCCGGCUAAAAUUUUGCAAGUUAGAGCCUUGUAAUGAGUUCAAAUUUUGUCAUCUGAAAACUUUGGUUUUGAAUAAUGUUCGUCUAGAUGAGCAGGUAAUUCAGAAUCUGACACUAAGAUGCCCUUUGAUUGAGGAUUUUCGACUAAUAUGCUGUCAUGGUCUCAAACAUUUAAAGGUGUCAAAUCUUCCUCGGCUUAACCUGCUUCAUGUAUUAGCUAGAAGAAAGGUUUCGAGGAUUGAAAUUAAAGCGCCAAGUUUACAAACCUUUUACUACUGGAGUAAGGAUUCCUACCGAUUGCAAUCAGUGAAUGUGCAUUGUGAUAUUUACUUGGAAGCUUGUAAAAAUUUGAAAAGACUUGAACUAGUUGGGCUUAGUAACAGGACAAUUGAGUUGCUUCAGACCUUAAGUUCAAAGUUUCCCACUCUUGAGGUCUUGGAAAUCUCAACAUGCAAGAUGGCAAGUAUCAAAAUCUGUUCACAAACGCUUAAGAUGCUCAAAUUAGAGAAGUGUACAGAUCUUGAGGUGGUGGAAGUUGAUACCCCCAAUUUAGUUUCACUUCAGUACAGAUUGAAUAAAUGUCUCUUCCAUUCUUUCAAUGCUCCAAGUUUGCAAGGAGUUGAGCUUGAAUUGGAUCUUGGAAGUUGUAUCACUCUUUGGUUUGAUAAAUUGAAGGAACUUGUUGGAAAGUUUAAUAGUACUGAAGGUUUAAACUUGGUUAUCCACUCUGAGAGCAAAGUCAUUCUACUAGAUGGAUUGAAUGAAAGGGUGCUUUCUUCGGGAAUUGAUCUCAAGGACUUGAGGCCAGCAAUAGUUAUUAUAUCUUCAAUGAGUUCAUCAGAUUUGGUAGAAAGAAUGCUGCUUGAUUAUUCUGUAGAGACCCUAUCAAUAUUGUCAAAUUCUAGCAAAUUACUAGAGGUCCUGAAUGAGAAGCUACUUAAGAAGCUAUUCAAAUCAGAAGGGCUACAUCAACAUGAGUCCUUUUUUGAUGUAAAGGUUGAGAAGAUAGAUGGGGAAGAAGAUCCUAAAUAUUCCAAAUGGAUUGCCUUGUUGAAGUCUUAUAAAGCUGUGGACUACCAGACAACAAAUUUUAAAAUUGAUUGGAAGAAUGAUUGA
Molecule: messenger RNA, 1635 nt
Organism: Quercus robur (English oak)
Lineage: Eukaryota; Viridiplantae; Streptophyta; Magnoliopsida; Fagales; Fagaceae
Product: putative F-box/FBD/LRR-repeat protein At5g44950
Exons: 3
Coding region: 1-1635 (544 amino acids)
Molecular function (GO): protein binding
Source: RefSeq, a predicted model, not a curated record